GGAAGUCCAGGAGGUUUACAGCGGAACCUUCCCGGAGCUGCACGCUGACUCGUCUUGCCGGUGUCCACCGACCCACCCACGUAUCAACCCGCUCCUGGAGCGGUACUGUAUCCGGAACGGCGACCCUGACAAUACAGCGAACAUCCAGCUGAGGCUGGACGACGAUGCCCACCCCCUGGCUUACAUCAACGAUGACGAUCUCAGCUCGAGAUGGGUUUCAGACUUCUUCUCCAGCAUUCCAGGCGACACAGUAACCAUUGACAUUGAUCUUUCUAAUGGACAGUAUGAGGUUUACUACGUCAUUGUGAACUUCUACAACCCACAACCCAAGUAUGUGACGAUCCGGAGGAAAAAGACAGACACGUCACCUUGGGAGGACUGGCAGUUCUAUGCUGAAGACUGUGCACAGUUUGGACUAAGCAACAAUGGAGAACUGAGCAAUCCAGCCUCUGUCAACUGUCUACAGUUUCCAAGCAACCCAGCCAACAAUGAUGCAAACAUCACCUUCUCCCUGCUGUCAGCUGCACCCAUCGAGCGACCAGGCUACAACGCCUACUACAACACACCUGAACUCAUGGAGUUUGUAAAGGCCACACAAGUAAGAGUGAUCAUGCAGGACCAGUACUAUACAGGUGAAGCUCAGGUCAAUGCUCGAGCCAAGUUCUAUGGGCUAUCUGGCAUCACAGUUUCUGGAAGGUGUAUUUGCUAUGGACAUGCUUCAUCAUGUGACAUGGAGCAGGACACUUACGUGUGCCGCUGUCUGGAAACCAGCUUCACACAAGGAAACAAUUGUGAGGAGUGCCAGCCGCUGUACAACGACAAGCCGUUCCGACACGGAGAUAACCUGAACGCGUACAACUGCCGUCCCUGCCUGUGUCAUGGCCAUGCAGACAGCUGCCACUACAACGAGUCGGUGGACCCCUUCCCAAACAACCACUUAUCGGGUGGAGGUGGUGUGUGUGAUAACUGUCAACAUAACACCAUAGGGAGACAGUGUGACACGUGUGCUGAUGAGUUCUACAGGGAGACAGGCAAGCCUCUGGAUGCUGUGGAUGUGUGCACACCAUGUGACUGUAAUGCUACUGGUGUGGAUGAUGACUCCUUGGUUUGUGACAAGGAUGGAGGCCAGUGUGCCUGUAAGACCCAGGUGGAGGGUCGACGGUGUGACAGGUGCCGUGCAGGUUACUUUAACCUGACCGAGACCAACCCUGGCGGUUGUGAGGACUGCAGCUGUAGCCUGGCUGGUACAGAGGGUGGGGAUAUCACCUGUGGUGACACUGGACAGUGCAACUGCAAGGCUAAUGUCAUCAAUCUUAAGUGCGACCGCUGUAACUACGGCUACAAGCUCCUGACUGCCAGUAACCCUAACGGGUGCGAGCCCUGCCAGUGUAACACUUACGGCUCCACCAGUCAGUUCUGUAACCCAGACACAGGCCAGUGCCAGUGCAAGACUAAUGUGGAAGGUGUCCUCUGUGACACCUGUGUGGAUGACUACUAUGGGCUGGAUGGUAGCGGGUGUAAAGCAUGUGUUUGUAAUGCUGAUGGUACUGAAACAGGGACCUUCUGUAACAAGACAUCCGGGCAGUGUGUGUGUAAGGCUUAUGUUCAGGGCCACACUUGUGAUGAGUGCAGGGAUGGGUUCUAUAGCCUGGGUGCCAGUCCUGCCCUGGGAUGUGUUCCAUGCACCUGUACAACCGCUGGUACAGUUGGCAGCACGACUGUCUGCAACAAGACUAAUGGAGUGUGUCCGUGUAAGACGUUUGUGAGUGGAGACAACUGUAACCAGUGUCAGGAGAACUACUGGGGUCUGGACCAGGCUAACCCUGAUGGCUGCCAGCCCUGCAGCUGUGACCCCACAGGAACAGUGGCAGGUACAGCAUGUAACCAGGCCACUGGCCAGUGCACCUGUCUAGCAAACAGGGAGGGUCGCAGGUGCGACACCUGUUCAGCAGGAUAUUACGUGGCGCCCAACGGUGGAAAUGGUUGUCUGGAGUGUAACUGCAACGCUGCAGGGACCCAGGCUGGAACAGUCUGUGAUGCAGACACUGGGCAGUGUCAGUGCAAGCUCAACUCCGGGGUGGGGGGCCGGGCUUGUGAUGAGUGCCUGCCUGAAUAUUUUAACUUUGAUCCUGGCUCUGGCAGCUGCUCCCCGUGUGGUUGUGACCCAGCAGGGAGUACCAACACCUCCUGUAACCCUAACACUGGACAGUGUGAGUGUAAGCAGUUUGUGGAGGGGGACAAAUGUGACACCUGUGUGGCUGGAUCCAGCAACCUUCAGGAGAGCAACCCAUUUGGCUGCAGCAAAGCUCCAUCACAGAUGCCACAGCCAGUGGGAACUCCCUCUGCAUCCACAGUCAUCACCCUGAGAUGGGAGCCACCAGACUUCCCCAAUGGGAACUACCUUCAGUACUAUCUCUACAGGGACAACCAGCAAAUCUACUCUGUCAACGACACUCUGCCAUUUGACACCCAAGAGUAUGAGGACACUGCCCUGACCCCGUUCACCCAGUACACGUACUACGUACGGGCGACCAACUCUGAUGGCCAUGCCGACAGCCCAACCAUCGCAGUACAGACACUAUCAGGGAUACCCACAGGGGAUGCUGUUCUGGAGGUCAGCCAAAUACAGGCAACAAGUGCAUUCUUCCGUUGGCAACCACCAUCCAAUGCCAAUGGUCCUAUCAACAACUAUGUGCUGACCUCGGUGACCCCAAGCCGCCCCACCCCCAACUCUCACUACACCGGCCUAGCAACAGAACAGCUGAUCACAGACCUCAUCCCCUUCACUAACUACACCUUCACCCUGGAGGCCUGCACUAGUGGGGGAUGUGGGGUCAGCGACCCUGUGGUGUUUACCACCUUCCAGGCAGCACCUGAGGGUCAGGGUGCGCCCACCAUCACUGCUCUGUCUCCUACUGAGCUGUACAUAGACUGGGACUAUCCUCUUCAACCCAAUGGCAUCAUCAUCAGGAAUGAGCUAUGGAUGCGAGGAAAGCCUAAUUCCCAGGGAGUUCAUAUCCCUCCAGCCAACCUCAUCUUUGAGUCUGUGGGUUUUUACAACCCCCGACCAGUCCAAACUGCAAAUGAGAAUGCACUUCCUCCUCCAGAAACAAACUACACAAAGGAGGGUCUGUCUCCCUACACAGAGUAUGAGUUCCAGGUGCGUUCCCAGAACCAGGCUCUGCAGCAGAACACAGACACUAGUCCCUGGGUCACAGGAAGGACAGCUGAAGCAGCCCCCCUCUCAAUGACAACCCCGACAGUGGUGGGUGUUUCCUCUUCGGAGGUGAAUGUGACCUGGCAGGAACCAGACGUGACCCAGGCCAGGGGGGAGAUCCUGCGGUAUGAGGUCUACAUUGUGCGCACGUCAACAGAUCCGUUUGCACCUCCAGAUCAAGCUGAGCUCCUGUACACAGCAGGUGGCUCAGAGUUCUCUUAUGUAGCUGGAGGAUUCACGCCUUACUCCCAGCAGAGGUUCAGGAUCACUGCAUGUAACAGUGUGGGCUGUGUGGACAGUGCUGAGGGGAGGGGCACCACACUUCCUGAAGCCCCAAGUGGUCAAGCCCCUGCCAUUGCUGACGGUUAUAACUCCUCUGUUGUGACCGUUACCUGGUCACCCCCCGCACAGCUGAAUGGACCAGCCCCUAACUACGAGCUGCGCCGGUUGCCAUCCUCCUUCUCCACAUCUCCUCCCCAGGUGUUCAAAGGGACGUACUUCCCCGGGGCGGGGUACAGGAGGUUUCCUGGUACACUACUGCCUGCAAACGCUGCAUUCACAGGUAUCAGACUGUCCUUCAAGACUGCCCACCCCGAUGGACUGAUACUGUUUGCAGUAUCAUCUGACACAGCACAGAGCGAGUACCUUGUCAUACAGCUGGUGAACGGUCGGCCGUGGUUCCUGUUUGAUGUGCAGGAUGCAUCAACUGCUGUAACAACCACAAAUGAUGCAGGUAGACGGUAUGAUGAUGGCCAGUGGCACGAGUUGGAGGCAUUCCGAAACCAAAGAGUUGGAACACUGACUGUAGAUGGUUAUGAAGGAACUGCAACAUCCUCAGGAACCUCCAAUAUCAUCGGCAGCAUGACUCACCUGUACCUAGGGGGCAUUCCUCCAGACUUCCAGUUGGUGAGGACUGACACAGGAGACAGGGAGACCAGCCGUGUGGGAUACCUGGGCUGUUUGAAGGAUGUCACCAUCCUGUCCUCCAUCUCUCCUUCCUUUACCUGGACACCUGUAGACUGGACCCAGGCAACGGGAAGUGCCAAUGUCCCUGCAUACUGGGAGGGCUGUGUCUCUGGACUACAGUCAGGGGUACACUUUAAAGGAAGAGGUUACAUCAAGCUACCGACCGGAACAUUUUCUGGAGGCGCAAACUUUGAUGUGAGUUUCCAGUUCCGCACAGAGAUCCUGACAGGACUGAUGCUGUUCUCCUUUGGCAGCACUGGGGACAGCUACCUGGUGGUGGAGCUGAACAUGGGAAGUCUACAGGUUGAAGUUGCCUCAGGUGCAACCAGUAUCCGUGCGGAGACCACACCCUCAGAUGUGUUCAGACUAUGUGACGGUGCCUGGCACACUGUGACUAUAGAAAAGAAUGCUGGUACCAUCAGCAUAGACAUAGACAGUGGUAAUAUCACAGCAACAAGGACUGGCUCAUCCUUCACAGUAGCUCUAGACUCACACUUGUACGUUGGAGGGUUGCCAGUGGAGGGAGAGGCUGCUCAGGUUGUCUCAACCAAGAAUCUGGAUCUCCAGCCAGGUUUUGGAGGUUGCCUGAAGGAGCUGAGUUUUAACAGUGGUGCUGCAGUAAACUUCAUCCUUCCUGACUUGGAGGUGGCCAAUGUUGCUUUGGACGGGUGCCCGCCGGAUAGGUCCAUGAGGGUGUGCAUGAGUGACACUACCAGCCAGCUAUACACGGGUCAGGCACUCAGCUUCCUGGACACUACUGGACUGUUACCAUUCACCGCGUACCUAUACCAGGUGAUCAGUAGCAACCCAGCUGGCUCAACUCUCAGCCAGUGGAGCUCUGGGAGGACACGAGAAGGAGCUCCUACAGGACUGGUGGCCCUGAAUGACCCUGUGGAUUACAGUGGGUAUGUUGUGGGCAUCAGAUGGCAGCACCCCUCUGGGAAUAGUGGUGUGAUCCAACAGUAUACCCUCAGGGCUUACAACCUAGACAGGCCUGAAUAUGCUCCAGUAGACACCAACAUCACUGACUCUGAGCUGACGCAAGGGAACAUGACAAACCUGAUCCCCUUCACCAACUAUGACCUCCGCCUGGUGGCCAGUACAGAGGGAGGCAGCACUGAGGGGCCAGGACUCAGGCACAGAACUGUACAGGAAGUUCCCGACGACGUUAGCCCACCGUAUGCAACAGCCACCUCAGCCACAGAGCUGACUUUAAGGUGGGAGGAGCCAGACCGACCUAAUGGUCUCAUCCAGGGCUACAACCUCUUCAGGGAUGGCUCUCCUAUCAGCAGAAGUGACAACUUACUCCGAGUCCAUACUGUCACUGGGCUGACAGUCUUCACAACAUACCGCUUCAUGGUGGAGGCCUGUAAUGCCAAGGGGUGUACCCAGAGUCCUGAGGCUGUUAUAACCACCUCACAGCUCUCACCCUCCCGCAUGGACCCUCCCACGCUUCAGGUCCGAGGGGCAAAGGAGAUAUUUGCAGAGUGGAUCGAGCCUUUGGAGCUGAAUGGCAUCCUGGAGAGGUACAUAGUGUACAGGUCUGAGGUACAGGCUGAUCUAGGAGAGGUGGUGUACAACAGUACAGCCACUGCCUUCAGGGACUACACUCUUACCAACCUGACUGGUGGGACAACAUACUACAUCAGGGUGGCAGCAUGUACAGGGGAGGGCUGUAGAACCACGGCUCCAUCUGUAGCCACUACAGAGGAGAGUGCGCCGGAGGGGGUUCCAGCACCAACAGUGGAGUCUGACAGUCCUUCACACAUCAGAGCCUCCUGGGGGCCACCCAGGAUACCUAACGGUGUGAUCAUCAGCUAUGCGCUGUACAUGAAUGAUGUUCCAGUACAGAACACAUCCAACCUGAUGAUGUAUGAGGCAGACGGCCUGUCAGCGUGGAGUUUACACUACUUCCAGGUCCAGGCAUGCACAGCAAGGGGAUGUGGGCUGGGACCAAAGGUCAGUGGCAGGACACAAGAGGCUGCCCCAGAGGGAACCGUGACCCUGGAGAUCUCAGUACUGGACAGUAGGUCUGUCCGAGCACGUUGGAGUGGCGUCGGCCGACCGAAUGGGAAUGUGUCAUACAGCGUGCAGUUUACUGGGAUCUACUACAGGGACCCGGAUAACUGGGACUACACCACAGUGAGAGACACCCGGUCUCUGUACAUCAGCCUGGUAACUGAUGAGUGGGUGACCAUCCCAGGCCUCAUCCCCUACUCCACAUACACUGUACAGGUCAACGCUUCCAACACAAAGGGCUCCAUUCUUAGCAACACUCGUGCAGCUACAAUGCCACAAGGAGCUCCUGAUGGAGUUCGCCCCCCCACCCUGGAGGCAGCAUCUGCCACGUCCAUCCGAGCCACCUGGGAUGCAGUCGGCAGGAACAAUGCACCUGGCAAUGCAGACUACAGGUUGGAGUACAGGCAAGCAGGCAGCAACAGUGGGCAAAUUUUUUUUGGACCAUCCACAUCCAGGAGUCACACCCAGACAGGUCUGAGACCUUACACGGAGUAUGAAUUCAGGGUGAUCGCAGGAAACAACUAUGGCCAAACAGAGAGUGAAUGGGCGGCACAGUUCACCGCAGGGGACCGCCCUGGUUCCGUCGAUGCUCCCCUGGUGGAAGUGAUUGAUGCCUACACCCUACAUGUGACCUGGGAGCGUCCUGCAGAGCCCAAUGGCAUCCUGACAGAGUACAGACUGUACCAGAACAGUGCACGACAAGUUACAGUGAGUUCAGCAUACCUAUUCAGGCUCCAGAGCAAGCAUGUAAUUCUGGUUUGCCAUCAGGGGAGGCUACUGAAGAAUGUUGAUUUUUGAGUCCAGUUUAUGUUACAUUGCAU
Branchiostoma belcheri (Belcher's lancelet) is the source of this 7023-nucleotide messenger RNA. RefSeq names its product usherin-like. Lineage: Eukaryota; Metazoa; Chordata; Leptocardii; Amphioxiformes; Branchiostomatidae. Gene Ontology annotation, molecular function: protein binding. The record is from RefSeq and is a predicted model, not a curated record.